AUCAGUGAGACUUUAUGUUGUCAUAUUUAUCUUUUUUGUUAAAAUCAACUCUUGUCAUUGCUGAAGUGAAGCUGUCUGGUUGAACUUUAUUUCUACAAACCCAUAAGAACAUGUUUAAACUUUUGUCUGAAUUGUUCAAUGAAUAUUAUAUAUCUUCCUUGAGACACCACUGCAAUACUGUAGUGCAUGCAGUUUGAAAUUCACAUACUCUAGCUAAUCUUAGGUGCUUACUUGAUCUAAAAAUACAAACAUUUACUGCUACGAGAUAUAAACACCAUAAAAUGUUACAAAAAUGUACUCAAUUAGUUACUGUUCUGAUGUGUCACUGUUAUGACAUGUUGUAAUAUAGUCCUUUUGACUCAUAAUGAAACACUGGAUAUCAAUCACCAUGAAAUGAACGUCCUCUCAAUAUGUUUUCUUUAUAUAACAAGACUGCUCAGUUAAAAAAUAAGAAAAAAAAAAAGCUGAGUCAUUUCGGCGCUAUCCAUGGUACUGAUGUCAAAGAUGCAGCAUCUGAAUACCUCCUCACUCCGCUCCAGUUAUCUUUGUUUCUUCAAUGUGUGUAAGAAUACUAGAUGAGAUGGAUUAUCACACUACUGUGCAAGAAAUGAACAAGAUUAUAACUUCAUACAUUUUAUUUGGACAUUUCAAAUAAAAUGUCAUGUUAUAAUAUUUGUUUUGAAAUUAUCAUCGUACUCUUAAAAUUAUUUUCAUAUUUGCAUUUAUUAUUGACAUUUCUAAACUUCUACAUGAAGAUUAUAUUUAUUUUCUUUUUUUUUUUUUUGGUUUUAUUAAACCAAUAAAACCACGAGUACGUGAUAUGUAUCUCAGUUACAACGCCUGUCUAGUUUGCUAUUCUGAUAAGUGUCUAUAUAUCCUUCUACCACAUGAUGUCACUCGAGACCAUUAGUAUGAAUUGGAUUAUACUUCCAUAAACCCUCCUUCGUGGAUCUCGAAAAGAAAAACCCGUCAUCAGCCUUUGUAGCUUCCUAUCAUUCGGUCGUACGGCGUGGAAAGGAACAUACUCUGUCCUGCAAAUAGGAUCUGCAUAUUUUUUUGAAUAUAAAUGGUAUAAUCGGGUCUGCUUUGUUGCCACAUUAAGGAUGUUUUGGGCAACACAACACGGACAUCUUUGGAUUUAUUCUGCUGCGCUGCUUUCUCUUUGUGAGCGCUCCAUAUCCCAGCUAUCGUAUUCCGUUUCCGAGGAGGUGAACAAAGGGACUGUUGUGGGAAAUGUUGCUAAGGAUCUAAACCUGAACGCGCACGAUCUGAACACCAGGGAUCUACGUGUUGUUUCUGGUUUCAGCAAGGCAUAUUUUGGCGUGAAUUUAAAGACCGGCAACCUCUUUGUCACUGAGAGAAUAGACAGAGAGGAGCUUUGUCCACAUGCGGUAAAAUGCUCUAUGAAAAUACAAGCGGCUUUAAGCAAUCCAAUGAAUGUGCACCGUAUCGAGAUAAACGUUCUUGAUGUGAAUGAUAACUCGCCUUUGUUUAUUGAACAAACACAUACAUUAAAUAUCUGGGAGUCAUUAUCACCAGGAGAGAGAUAUCCUCUCCCUGCAGCGGUGGAUCCGGACGUAGGAAGCAACGCAGUAAAAAGCUACAAGCUGAGUCAGAAUGAACAUUUCUCGCUGGAUGUACAGAGUGGUGGAGAGCAUGGCGUUUUGGCCGAGUUGGUGCUGCAGAAAGCUUUGGACAGAGAAAAAGAAUCAGCGAUUAAACUUGUUGUCACUGCUGUAGAUGGAGGUAUGCCACCCAGAUCAGGGACAUUGCAGCUGACAGUUAACGUCAUAGAUGUGAAUGACAACAGUCCCGUGUUCAGUAAAUCUCUGUACAAGGUGCAGAUCAGAGAAAAUGUUAGUCCCGGAACGUUUGUUGUCAAGUUAAAUGCGACGGAUUUGGACGAAGGUGUGAACAGUGACAUUCGUUAUUUCUUCAUAAAAACGGGAACUAUUGAUCCGUCUAGCCUGUUUGAUUUAAACGCAGAAACCGGGGAAGUAGCAGUAAAAGAAGGCUUAGAUUAUGAAGAAACACGUGCUUAUGAAAUCAGAGUUCAGGCAAAGGAUCAGGGGGUCCCUCCUCGCAGUGCGCACGCCAAGUUAUUAAUAGAGGUUAUUGAUGUUAAUGACAAUUCUCCUGAAAUAUCUGUCACGUCCUUGAUGACGCCCGUAAGAGAGGAUGCAGAGCAGGGGACGGUCGUUGCUUUCAUUACGGUGAGUGACAAAGAUGGCGGGAAAAACGGAAUAACUAGAUGCAGUGUAGCUGGAUCGCUUCCCUUUAAGCUCAAGUCCAACUAUAAAAAUGACUAUUCAUUAGUAGUUGAUGGACCGCUCGAUAGAGAAAACAUCUCUACAUAUGAAAUCACCGUUACAGGCUUCAGACGAGGGAAGUCCAUGUCUGUCUAGCAUCAAAGUAAUUACUGUACAAGUUGCCGAUGUUAAUGAUAACGCACCUCGUUUUACCGAACCCGUGAUUCACGUUUUUGUCAAAGAAAACAGCCCAGUCGGUUCAAAACUUUGC
This is a messenger RNA of Xiphophorus hellerii (green swordtail), 2520 nucleotides long. Its product is annotated as protocadherin alpha-5-like. Gene Ontology annotation, cellular component: plasma membrane. The transcript has a single exon. The coding region runs from base 1104 to 2405 and encodes 433 amino acids. Gene Ontology annotation, biological process: homophilic cell-cell adhesion. NCBI's taxonomy places the organism in Eukaryota, Metazoa, Chordata, Actinopteri, Cyprinodontiformes, Poeciliidae. The record is from RefSeq and is a predicted model, not a curated record. Gene Ontology annotation, molecular function: calcium ion binding.